GACGCGCGCGAUCGCCCGCUAAGCCGCUCGCCCGGGGCGCCGCUCUUUCUCUUUUCUCUCUUUUUCUCUGUUCGUCUGUCUCUCGCUGAUGCGGCCGCGCUGAGGCCGAUGCAGGCGCCGCCAUGCCGCGCUGCCUCAUGGCCAAGAAGUGGAAGGUGGCCCCGGCGGCGGAGCUGGCCGAGGAGUCCGACGAGGAGAUCGACGUGGUCGGCGAGGGGCGCGGCCGCAGCCCCGCGCCCGCCGCCACCGCCCCGGGGCCUUCGCCCAGAGACCCCGAGCCGACGCUCCUCUACAACGGGUACACCGAGGAGCAGCCUUCCACGCAGUUCACCGCGCAGCUCCCGAGUGAGGUGAGCCAGGCCCCCGCCGGCCCCGCCCCCGCUCCUCAGCCGGCGCUUCAGCCUCUAUCCUAUGCCCUUCUGCAACUCUCCGCCUCCGACUCGACAGACCCGCCCUUCCUCCAGGUACAGCUCCAGUCUUCGCCUGUCUCCCCUCCUCCGCCACCGGCGAGCGGCAAGUCCAUCUCCAUGUGCUACACCAGCACGGGUGCCAUCCUCUCUCUGCCACCCAAGAAGAAAGAUAUCUACCGGCCGUACUGCCUCGUGGACCGAGCGGCACAUCUCAACCGGCCCGAGGAGGACCUCAACGCGGCGCAUGCCAUCCUCGACCUCAGCCAGCACCCCGUGUUCCUGUCGCCGCCACGCGUGGAGCCGGCGCCCCCCGAGCCGCCGCCGCCGCCCCCCGUCGAGCCUUCGCCGCCGCCGCCGCAAUCACCGCCACUGCCUCUGCCGCUCCCGCAGCCGUCUGAACAGCCCACGCAAGAGCUCUCCGCUGAACGACCGCGAGAGACUAUCGCAUAUACAUAUGAUGCAUUUUUCGUGAGUGAUGGCCGCUCCAAAAGGAGAAAUUAUGCGAAUGCUCCGGUCGAGACAGUACCGCCACCGGAACCCAAAUCAAAAUAUACGUGCAGUGAAUGCGGCAAGCGGUACGCGACGUCGUCGAACUUGUCGCGACACAAGCAGACGCACCGCAGCCUGGACUCGGUGGCGGCCAAGCGCUGCGGCGAGUGCGGCAAGGCGUACGUGUCCAUGCCGGCGCUGGCCAUGCACGUGCUGACGCACCAACUGUCACACGUGUGCGGCGUGUGUGGGAAGUUAUUCUCGCGACCGUGGCUACUGCAAGGACACCUGCGUUCUCACACGGGAGAAAAACCUUAUGGCUGCGCGCACUGCGGCAAAGCUUUUGCGGAUCGAUCGAAUCUGCGUGCACACAUGCAAACACAUUCAGCAGAUAAAAACUUUGAGUGCACACGAUGCCACAAAACAUUUGCACUCAAGAGCUACCUCAAUAAACACCAAGAGUCGGCGUGCGUGCGCGACGACGACGACGAGUCGCCUUCGCCCGAACCUGCCGCGCCCGUAUCCGCGUCCGGCUAAGGGCGACACCGCGCGACGCAACUAGGGACCGUAACCACCGCCGAAUGGUUAACUCGUAAACGUAAAGUAUUAAUAUGAAUUUAGCUUGUUAGCGUAAUAUAUAAAAUUUACAAUAUGAAAGAGGAGCGAGCGCG
This is a messenger RNA of Helicoverpa zea (corn earworm), 1570 nucleotides long. RefSeq names its product transcriptional repressor scratch 2-like. The record is from RefSeq and is a predicted model, not a curated record. Lineage: Eukaryota; Metazoa; Arthropoda; Insecta; Lepidoptera; Noctuidae. The transcript has 2 exons. Gene Ontology annotation, molecular function: RNA polymerase II cis-regulatory region sequence-specific DNA binding; DNA-binding transcription factor activity. Gene Ontology annotation, biological process: regulation of transcription by RNA polymerase II. The coding region runs from base 123 to 1436 and encodes 437 amino acids.